Molecule: messenger RNA, 783 nt
Organism: Paraglomus brasilianum
Lineage: Eukaryota; Fungi; Glomeromycota; Glomeromycetes; Paraglomerales; Paraglomeraceae
Source: the annotation of a GenBank genome assembly
AUGAGCAGUCCAAAGAUCGCUGGAUUUCGGGGAAACCUAUUCGAAGAUUUUGCCCAUCGGGAGUUGCAAAAUGGUGGUACGUUUAGGAUACGGUGCCUAAAUAAUGAUAACUCAGAGGUUACCGAAAAACAUAUCGAAAAGCUGGAAUGUAAUUUGUUCAUGACAUUAAAUGAAGCACGUAAGGAGUACUAUAACAGACCAAAAUCAAGAACAUUCGCGUCAAUUGAUUCUUUUAGUCUUGACAACAAUGACCUGGCCUUGUAUCAAAUUACGGUCUCCAAAAAUUACGGCGUAAAGAUUAAAGGACUUAAUGAUCUUAACAGCUCGCUCGCGUGGAGAAAAGACGUGAAUGACAUUGAUGUAUAUUUUGCCGUACCACCGGACGUCUUUGAAAAAUUCCCCCCGCAAAAAUACAAGACAGCUAAAGUUUCACCGGCCUUGUUCAUUAACUUUACAAACACCUAUUUCAUCAUCUAUUCUGGCACGGAUGAUAAGACCAAUUCUGUAAAUCUCGAGCAGACACAAAGUGCUAUUUCUCCUGAAAUAAAUUCUAACAAUAAUCUUAACCACCCCAGCUCUGAUGAAAAAGAGUCGGAUAUUCAAUACUCUGAACCACUUAUUUGUACAAACCCCAAAUCACCAGAAGAUAAGGAAAUUGAUGAUUUUCAGGAUCGGGUACAUAAAGAACAGGUUAGUAACGAAAUAAGAGAAAGAAAAAGAGAAGCAAAACUUCGAGCUCAAGAUACUUCCUCUAUUAUUCCCCAUGAGCAAAAAAGCAUCUAA